AAUCAGGCGCUCUUAUAAAUAAUAGCGGAAUUCAUAUUUGCCGCUUCACCUUUGGAAAAUUUCCAUACUUUCUAGUUUCUCCAACACUCUCUUUCAUCUGAAAGCUUUCAUUACAAGCUUUUUGUGUCUGCAAACCUUCAACAAAUCCCUCGCUUUUUUUCUCCCCUUAUUUAUUGUUUUUACAAUCUUCUUCUUCAUUUCUCUCUUUUACUUACAUAAAUUUGCGACAAAAAUGAGUUAUGAUUCAAAUCGUUCGGGAAAUUCCAAGAGAAGUUUCAAUUCGCAUUCAUCAAAUAACACUAACAACAAAAGCAGUAACAAGAAGAAGAAGACGAAUCAGAAAACCCUAGGUGUAGCUUGGGGAGCUAAUUCUCUCUCCUCUUCUCGCUCUUCUUUUCGCAGUGCCCCAUUUUCUGAUUUUGGCAGUUAUAUGGCUGUGAAGAACAAAAAGCUUCAUGAUCAGUUUGAAGCAGAAGCUUCAAAUUCUUCUUAUAAUGGUUCUGAUUCUGCUAAACCCAUAUUUCAGGGUGUGUCUAUUUUUGUUGAUGGUUUUACCAUUCCUUCUAACCAGGAGCUCCGGGCAUACAUGUUGAAGCAUGGUGGACGCUUUGAGAAUUACUUUUCGAGGCAUCGUGUCACUCAUAUAAUUUGCAGUAACCUACCGGAUAGUAAAAUCAAGAAUUUCAGGUCUUUCAGCGCUGGACUACCUGUGGUGAAACCCACCUGGGUGGUAGAUUGUGUGGCAGCUGGCAAAGUGUUGAGCUGGGUUCCAUACCAACUUGAUCAGCUGGCCAAUGAAGCAAGUAAUCAGCCAAAGUUGUCUGCUUUCUUUGCUAUGAAACAUGACCCUGUCAGUCAAGGCUUCGCAUCUGAUUUAACCAGUAUAUUGAUAGCAGAAGCAGAAGGUUCAGAAGUCAGGGAUAGCGUGUUUCUUGAUCAUGCCUCUUCCGACUUGGAUGAAUUGUCAGAAUGUCCUAGGCAAAGUGGCAAGGGAUGUAAGCAAAUGAAUACAGAGAAUACUGUGGAACAAACUUUUAGAGAUGAAGAAUUCUUCCAACUAACCAAUCAUGAUAUUGAGGGAUGUGACUAUUUCUCGAAAAAGUCCGGAGAACUUGGGAAAUCAGUCACCUCUAAAGAAGAAGUUGAGCUUAGUCCUCUUAGACCUUCAGCUUCUUCUGAUACUCAUGAAUCAUGUAAAAGCUCUACCAGAGAAUCAUCUGGUUUACAUGUUUCAGAACCUUCCAGUCAUCGUCAUUCAACCAUUGAGGACCCAAAUUUUGUUGAAAACUAUUUUAAGAAUUCAAGGUUGCACUUCAUAGGAACUUGGAGGAAUCGGUAUCGUAAACAAUUUGCCUGCCUUACCAACAAAAUCAAACAUACAACCUCUGAAGUUGAUGCCACCUCUACUUCCCAGAAAGCUACUAUCAUCCAUAUGGACAUGGACUGUUUUUUUGUAGCUGUUGUUAUCCGGAACCGUCCAGAUUUGAUGGACAAGCCUGUAGCAGUGUGCCAUUCUGAUAGUCCUAGAGGAACUGCUGAAAUUUCUUCCGCCAACUAUCCUGCUCGAGAUUAUGGGGUGAAAGCUGGAAUGUUUGUCAGAGAUGCAAAGGCUCGUUGUCCCCAUCUCGUAAUUGUACCUUACAAUUUUGAAGCUUAUGAGGAGGUUGCUGACCAAUUUUACAACAUCUUGCAUAAACACUGCGAUAAAGUGCAGGCAGUAAGUUGUGAUGAAGCAUUCCUGGAUAUCACUGGUUCAGAUGUGACAGAUCCUGAGAUUUUAGUUUCAGAAAUAAGAAAAGAAAUCCUGGAAAGCACAGGUUGCACAGCUAGUGCAGGGAUUGGUGCCAAUAUGCUUAUGGCUCGUCUUGCCACUAGAAAUGCCAAACCAGAUGGUCAAUGCUACAUUCCUCCAGAGAAGGUGGAUGAGUUCCUGCUAGAUCUCCCUAUAAAGACACUUCCAGGUAUUGGAUAUGUUUUGGAGCAGAAGCUGAAAAAGAAAGGAGUUCAGACCUGUGGCCAGCUACAAAUGUUUUCCAAGGAGGCUUUACAAAGGGACUUUGGAACAAAAACUGGUGAAAUGUUGUGGAAUUACUGCAGAGGUGUUGAUAACCGGCUAGUUGGAGUCAUUCAGGAAAGCAAGUCAGUUGGUGCUGAAGUAAACUGGGGUGUGCGCUUCAAGGAUAUAAGAGAUAGCGAACACUUUCUUUCGAGCCUGUGCAAGGAGGUUUCUUUACGCUUGCAGGGGUGUGGUUUACAAGGGCGUACUUUUACACUAAAGAUUAAGAAGCGUAGAAAAGAUGCAAAGGAGCCUGCAAAAUACAUGGGGUGUGGAGAUUGUGAAAAUCUCAGUCACUCUAUGACAGUUCCUGUUGCUACUGAUGAUGUGGACAUUCUUCAAAGGAUAACAAUGCGGUUAUAUGGAUCAUUUCACAUAGAUGUCAAAGAUAUUCGAGGAAUCGGGUUGCAGGUGACUAAGCUGGAGAGUGAUGAUAAUAUGAAGCAAGGGCAUGAGAGAAAUUCUUUGAGGUUGUGGCUUGCAUCUGGCUCAACAAGUUCCAGUAAACAGUGUCACUUGCGUGAUACAGGUCAAUCCUACCUUGAGUGUGUUGGACCUUCAGUGAUGAGGCCAAUUCCGUCGUGCCAUGAGACUCGCUCAAACUCACCACUGCCAUCACUGGAUGAUCUUGAUCUGGGUGUUAUUGAGAGCCUCCCUCCCGAGUUGUUUUCAGAGAUUAAUGAUAUUUAUGGAGGGAAAUUGACUGAUCUCAUCUCCAAAAGGAAAGUCAAAACCUCUUUUCAGAAUGUCUGUGCUAUGUCUGUGAAGGAAACUAAAGGUAAAUCCCUUUAUGGACGGGAAGCUCAAUGUUCGGGUGGCAACCAUAUGAAAGAGAAGGACAAGGCUGGUGGUUCCACGAAUCAGGAAAUGGAGGCAUUGCCUGCUUUUGGUGCAGCAACUGCAAUUAUCCCCAAUUCUGUUGUAGAGUCAGCAAGUGUCGACUUAAUGCCUUCAUCAUUAAGCCAAGUGGAUAUGUCUAUACUACAACAAUUGCCGGAGGAACUGAGAGCAGAUGUAGUUGGGGCACUUCCCGCGCAUCGGAGGUCAGAUUGUUUGCCUGAGCUUCCCAACAUAUCUGGGGAAGUGCAGGGAAUGAGGCCUGCUGAGGAGAGUCCUGGAUUCAUGGAAUGCACUAAAGAUACUAACUUUUGGGUUGGAAAUCCUCCUUGUUGGGUUCAUAAGUUCAGAGUUAGCAAUUGUUUAAUGUUGAAUAUUGUCGCUGAGAUGUUUCUUCGGUCAAGGUCCACUGGGUUGUUGUCCUCAAUUCUACAUUGUUGUCUCUCGGGUUUCCAGAUAUUUAAUGAUAUCACUGCUGAUGUAGCCAAUGAAGCUUUUUAUAGCUUAUGUGAGCUUUUAAGGCAGUAUAUUCAGUUGAAGUUGGAGGCAGAUAUUGAGGAAAUCUAUGUUUGUUUUCGUCUCCUAAAAAGGUUGACAUUGAAAUCGAAGGCCUUUGAACAUGUAUAUGAUGCUGUAUUGCCUUUUCUUCAGGCUUCUACUAGUGAAAGCUAUGGGGGGCACUUGCAUCUACCUGCAGUGUAGUAAAAUGUUUCUGGAUAUAUCUUCCAUACGUUGAUCCAUCUUGUUUGGCUUUCCAUGUCAGGAACUACUCUGAUGCAGAAACUGUUACGCAUCAUACUCUCAGAGUAUUUUGCUUCUUUUCGUCCAGUCUAAUGGAGGACUGUGAUUGAAAGAUAUGUUGAUGUCAACAUGUUGUUAUGAGAUGGUGGUGGCAGUCUGUCCAUGUUCCUCAGAAUUACAAGCUAUUCAACUUCCGUGAAGACAUUAUUGCCUCUUGAAUCUUUGUGAUCUUUCUCCACAUUGGAACAUAAGAGGAGAGAAUUGGAAGAUUGAUGAUAUAAGAAGCCUGGACUAUAUGACUAAGCGACAAGCCGGCAACUAGACACCCCAGCGCCAAUUGCAUGUCUGCAUGUUUUACUCAGUGCUACGCUUGCUAUCUCAAAGUUAAAUUGCGAGGCGUAAUAUUGAUUAACCUUGUGUUGAGAUUUGAAUCUUCGGCAGUUCUUUUCUUCUUAUGAUCUACUCUUACAGCCUUACAGAGUUACAGGUGAUGGCAGGGAUGCAGUCUCCUCACUAGUGAAAAUACUCUUUAUAACCUUUUUAUCGGGAGAGGAUGAGCUUCCCGCGUACACCAUCCACCGUGACCAUACAAUGUUAGAGAUUUCUGAGUGCGACAUGUGGAUACAACAUAGAAGUAGCAUUGGCAUUGACUGGAUCUUGGUGCUGGCUAAGAUCAUAGAUAUGAGUCGGACACAUAGAAAGAUAGUAGUUGAGAUUUCCAAUGCACAACAAAUUCAAGGACUUGGUGCCAGAUUGAUCAGAGACUUGUUCAAAUUCAGAAAAUUGACUAAAUUCAAAUUCUUUAUUCAAUUCAAACUCGCGAGCUGGUGCUUUUCCUUGACCGUCCAUUGCAUAAAUUUUGCUAGUUUGCCUGUAUGGACUUGUGGAGAUGCUUAGGUCACACCUUAGAUUGUAUAAAAUGUUUAGGUCACAUUUACACCGUUACACGGUAUGAGCUCUCCUUCAGGACGGUUGAUAUAAAUUUAAUUUAUUUGUUAACAA
This is a messenger RNA of Beta vulgaris subsp. vulgaris (sugar beet), 4636 nucleotides long. RefSeq names its product DNA repair protein REV1. Gene Ontology annotation, molecular function: deoxycytidyl transferase activity; DNA-directed DNA polymerase activity; damaged DNA binding. Bases 233 to 3595 code for a protein of 1120 amino acids. Gene Ontology annotation, cellular component: nucleus. The transcript has 26 exons. Lineage: Eukaryota; Viridiplantae; Streptophyta; Magnoliopsida; Caryophyllales; Amaranthaceae. The record is from RefSeq and is a predicted model, not a curated record. Gene Ontology annotation, biological process: error-prone translesion synthesis; error-free translesion synthesis.